UUCACCAAUCCCAAAGCCAUGGCUUCCACUUCUUCUCUCACCCUUUCUCAAGCUCUCUUGUCCCGCGAAAUCUCUCGCCAUGGCUCCAAUUCCUCCUCCGACCGUGUUCCCCUCUCUAUCCCCACAUUCUCCGGCCUCAAAUCCACCAAACCACCUCGUCUCACCGGCUCCGCCCACCGUCCCAGAGCUACCCACUACCGCCGUCAGAUCGUUAGAGCCGCCAUCGCUGAGACAUUGGGCACCACUGCAGAAACUGCCCUCGUCGAGAAGUCCAUCAAUACGAUUCGAUUCUUGGCCAUUGAUGCGGUUGAGAAAGCUAAUUCCGGUCACCCUGGUUUGCCCAUGGGGUGUGCGCCGAUGGGUCAUAUUCUUUACGAUGAGGUCAUGAAGUAUAACCCCAAAAACCCUUACUGGUUCAAUCGGGACCGGUUCAUUUUGUCCGCUGGACAUGGUUGUAUGUUGCAGUAUGCUCUGCUUCAUCUUGCUGGGUACGACAGUGUCAGGGAGGAGGACUUGAAGAGCUUCCGUCAGUGGGAAAGCCGAACGCCUGGACAUCCGGAGAACUUUGAGACUCCUGGUGUCGAGGUUACAACUGGUCCUCUUGGACAGGGAAUUGCAAAUGCUGUUGGUCUAGCCCUUGCUGAGAAACACUUGGCUGCUCGGUUUAACAAACCAGACAGUGAGAUUGUCGACCACUACACAUACGUUAUACUGGGAGAUGGCUGUCAAAUGGAGGGAAUUGCCAAUGAGGCUUGUUCUUUGGCUGGUCACUGGGGACUAGGAAAGCUUAUUGCUCUGUAUGAUGACAACCACAUUUCAAUUGAUGGAGAUACAGAGAUUGCAUUCACCGAGAGUGUUGACACUCGUUUUGAGGGUCUUGGAUGGCACGUUAUCUGGGUGAAGAAUGGAAACACUGGCUAUGAUGAAAUCCGUGCGGCAAUUCAGGAAGCUAAAGCUGUUAAAGACAAGCCUACAAUGAUCAAGGUGACAACAACCAUUGGUUUUGGAUCUCCAAACAAAGCCAAUUCAUACAGUGUGCAUGGAAGUGCCCUUGGUGCAAAAGAAGUUGAGGCUACUAGGAGCAACCUUGGAUGGCCAUAUGAACCUUUCCAUGUGCCAGAGGACGUCCAGAAGCACUGGAGUCGUCACACUCCUCUGGGUGCAGAUUUUGAAGCAGAAUGGAAUGCUAAAUUUGCUGAAUAUGAGAAGAAGUACCCGGAGGAAGCGGCUGAGUUGAAGUCUAUCAUCACUGGUGAACUACCAGCGGGCUGGGAAGAUGCACUUCCGAAAUAUACACCUGAGAGUCCAGGUGAUGCAACUAGAAAUCUGUCUCAGCAAUGCCUUAAUGCUCUCGCAAAAGUUCUUCCUGGUUUCCUUGGUGGCAGUGCUGACUUGGCAUCAUCCAACAUGACCCUUCUGAAAAUGUAUGGGGAUUUCCAAAAGAACACUCCAGAAGAACGCAAUCUUAGGUUCGGUGUCAGGGAACAUGGAAUGGGUGCCAUAUGCAAUGGGAUUGCCCUUCACAGUCCUGGGUUUAUCCCAUACUGUGCCACAUUCUUUGUUUUCACUGACUACAUGAGAGCUGCUAUGAGGAUUUCUGCCUUAUCUGAAGCUGGUGUCAUCUACGUCAUGACUCAUGAUUCAAUCGGGCUUGGAGAAGAUGGUCCAACCCAUCAGCCAAUAGAGCACCUGGCAAGCUUUAGGGCGAUGCCCAACAUAUUGAUGUUUAGGCCUGCUGAUGGUAACGAGACUGCUGGUGCUUACAAAGUUGCAGUUGUAAACAGGAAGAGACCUUCUAUUAUGGCCCUUUCGCGGCAAAAGUUGCCUCAUUUACCUGGAACUUCAAUUGAAGGAGUCGAGAAGGGUGGAUACAUUGUUUCCGACAACUCUUCAGGCAACAAGCCAGAUGUUAUCUUGAUUGGAACUGGUUCUGAAUUGGAGAUUGCUUUCCAAGCAGGAGAGGAACUCAGAAAGGAAGGAAAAGCUGUUAGAGUUGUUUCCUUUGUCUCUUGGGAGCUUUUUGAUGAUCAGUCAGAUGCCUACAAGGAAAGUGUUUUGCCAGAAGCUGUAACAGCUAGAGUCAGCAUUGAGGCCGGUUCAACAUUUGGGUGGGGAAAGAUUGUUGGAAGCAAAGGGAAGGCAAUUGGUAUCGAUCGAUUUGGCGCGAGUGCACCAGCAGGAAAAAUAUACAAGGAGUUCGGUCUCACAGUAGAGGCUGUUGUAGCAGCAGCUCGAGAACUUAGCUAGGAUCAUUGUAUCUUCCAUAUAUGGAAAUCAGCGGCCCAUGACAUGAAUUUCUUUAUUGUAAUAAACGAAGCAAAGCGUGAAUCCUUCUUGUUAAAACAAAAA
Messenger RNA from Cucumis sativus (cucumber), 2349 nucleotides. It is a transcript of the gene TK, whose product is annotated as transketolase. The record is from RefSeq and is marked provisional. NCBI's taxonomy places the organism in Eukaryota, Viridiplantae, Streptophyta, Magnoliopsida, Cucurbitales, Cucurbitaceae. Gene Ontology annotation, molecular function: transketolase activity. Gene Ontology annotation, biological process: pentose-phosphate shunt. Gene Ontology annotation, cellular component: cytosol.